AUGGAUGAACAACUAUCAAGUUCUCCUGAUUCAAUUUUCUCUCAACUUUCAUCUCGUGAUACAGCAUACAAUGGUGGUAUUAUUCCUACGUUAUCUGCUUUGUCAGUAUUAUCACCGAUGCGAUCGUCAGUCACAUUAGCUAAUAUGAACAAUCUAACAUAUGCACAAGAGAAUCAGAGUUUUUUCCACGAUGAUUUUAAUUCACAAAAAUCUUUUACAAUUUCUCGGUGGCAAUCAGAUGGUGAAAAUGUAAGUUUACCGUACCAUUCAUCCAAUUCACAAUCAUCGUCCAGUGCAAAUUAUCUUAUGAACGAAUUCCUGCAAAGUACAAACAGAAAUAUGGGUUCUUCGUCUUUAACUGAUUCCAUUGUUUCGCCUAUGUCUCGGUUAUCAACAUCAUCGUCAGUGAUGUCUUUAAAUAGUAUUGGCAAUCAAAACCCAAUCGGUCAGCGAUCUUCACGAACGACCAAAAACACAGACCAGUUUUCAGUACCAAAUGAAAAUAUCAAUCUCUUCUCAUCGGCAUCGGCAUUUCUCCCCUUACCAACACCAAAGCGUCAAACACUUUCGUCUAUCGACAACAUUCACUUAGCAGCUACAGACAAUGAUCUUCAACGAGUACCACCAUCAUUCAUGUUCAUGCAACCAGUUUCAAACUAUGUAAACGGCUCAAUUCUACAUUCUCAACCACAGCCACAAAUAGUUCAUAGUACAACUCGGUCGAACACUAUGCCAAACUGGCGUGGUCAUUUGCCCAUUGUCACGGAAUCAUAUCAAACGCCUACUAAUUUUUCUCAAAAAGUUUUUCUUGGCGGUGUUCCAGCUGAACUCAAUGAAGCUGAACUUUUGCUGGUUUUGAGAAAAUUUGGUAAAUGUAAUAUCAAAUGGCCAAAAAAUGAUGGAGUCAAAAGCAAUAAGCCUAGUUUUUGUCAUGUAGUUUAUCGAGAAUCUCGUUCAGUUAGUGAACUACUUAAACAUUGUACUCGACAACAACGUUCAACUGUUGAUUAUUUUCUUCAUAUUCAUAUGUUACCUUCAUCAACUGAUUUCUCUAUUCGUACAACUCGAUUCAAACCCAUUCAAGUUGUUCCUUGGAAUAUGAAAGAUAAUGUAUAUGCUGUUCAACAAAAGAACGCAUCGAAUACUGAAAUACCCUAUAAGGAUUGGUCACGAACCAUUUUUGUUUCACCACUUCAUGGCAAAAUGACUGCGUUCAGUCUAGGCUCCAUCAUGUCCAAUGUAUUCGGAGCAGUUUCAAUAACUCAAAUUAAUACGGAUAAAUAUGGAUAUCCUACAGGUACAGGAACGAUACUGUUUUGUGACUCACAUAGUUAUAUGCGUGCAGUUGCUGCCGGUGCAAUUGAUAUAAAAUGUGAUUGUUUCCAUAAAUUGCUUGAUAUUGAUCCAUUUUUACGUGAAAACGAACCAUGUGCAUUUUGUCCAUCGAUUGCUGAUGCUUUUUGUCGAAAUUUUCAUUGUCUUCGUUCGUAUUGUAAACAGUGUUGGGUACAAAAACAUGGCCCAAAGCCGCUUGCUGAUCAUCAACCGGCGACACGAAGACAACAACCACUACCACAUAUGUGA
Messenger RNA from Rotaria socialis, 1584 nucleotides. The record is from the annotation of a GenBank genome assembly. Lineage: Eukaryota; Metazoa; Rotifera; Eurotatoria; Philodinida; Philodinidae.